AGCUUACUUAGCCUAGUGAAUACACCACAAAAUCAAAGUACAAGAUAAAAUUGUUUGUAUAUAGCGUAUUUGCACACGCGCACGAAAACUCGAAUAGAUGGCCACAUUAUGUUUACUCGAAUCGAGUUAGACAUAGAUAGCUACAAUGUGAUCGUAUACUUUUUAAUAGGUUCUUCCGCAUAUGCAACGAGAAUAUGGGACCUCCUCCACCAGUACUGUUAUCCAUACGAUAAUCACCUGGUUUUUUGUGAUCAAUGGUCUCUGCCACUUCUUUUUAGCUGUCGCGUUACAACCCAACUCGCGUAAUGAACGGAUCAGCGAGCUUUGGACGCCUUAUAGUAAAACAGCAAAACCAGAACCUUAUGCAGAUGCCCACGCAGGUUCAGUACCAAAUUCCGUAGUAGCAAAUUCCAUAGUGGAUAAGACUAGCGGAUCUGAUCGCUGUGAUAACGUAACGUUGUCAAAUACAUCUGCAAUUUCCGAUGGUGCUCACGCUCAACAGGAUAGACUUGAUGACAACGUCAGCCGCAUAGAGGUAGCAAGUGGCACAAUCACAGCUAAAAUAAAAGGAGAGAAUUCUGAAAUGGAUAACGCUGCCGAAGUGAAGGCACAGGAGUUGUCGUCAAAGAAUUCAAACGUUCAUGAGGGCCAUAGCAAAUCAGAAUCCUGCGCCGGUUUGGGAGGCCCACUGACGUUCAUGGCUGUUCCUCUGUCAGCGCUCAAUAUUCUGGUGCUGAUAAUCCUACUGCUGGAGGUGUUGGUACUUUUCGUCGAUAUAUCGACGUUCAUGUGGUUCAAAGGGCUCGACCGUGGUAUGAUCAAACACACUCGAGGUGCUUAUGAGUACGCUGUCCGAAAAUCGCGUAUACCAGGGAAAGCAAGUCGGUUCGAAGUGUUGCUGAAAGGACCGCUACGGAGAAACGGAUACAUCAUGGCACUAAUCCCACCACUGCACAUUUUGGCCCGAGUCUGCUCUUUUAACGUAUCGCUAUAUCUGCGGCCAAAUAGCAGGGAAUGCCAUGACAAUAGCAAGUCAAAGUCAAAACCACACGACAAGAACUGCUGAAAUAAAGGGGGAGGGAAACGCAGAGGGGAACAUCGUUGAAGUCUGCGAGGCAGUAUUGAACUGUCACGUAGCACCCGGUGGGAAAUUAGCAACGGGAGAAGGCAUACUUUCGUUUCUAAGCCUCUGAAGGAGCUC
This is a messenger RNA of Sphaeroforma arctica JP610, 1201 nucleotides long. RefSeq lists its product as hypothetical. The record is from RefSeq and is a predicted model, not a curated record. NCBI's taxonomy places the organism in Eukaryota, Ichthyosporea, Ichthyophonida. The transcript has 5 exons. Bases 182 to 1066 code for a protein of 294 amino acids.